AUGCACUUGCGAGAUCCUGUUCUACCCGUUGAAGCCGCGCUCUGUCCGCCAACAUUUUCUUACGCUGUAGCAGACGACUAUAAGGAAGAGGCAAAAGUCCGCCUCCAAGAGGCCUACACGCUUGUCAAAGAAAACUUACAAAAAUGUCAACAAAACCAGAAGGAACGCCAUGACCGCGCAGCGAAAGAUACUCACUUUACUAAAGGUGACAAAAUAUGGUUAUUUACUCCAACGACUAAACCUGGACUCUCUCCUAAACUUACCCACAAUUGGCACGGACCGUACGAGAUCAUCGAGCGAUUAUCUAAUGUUACAUACAGACUACAGGACCCUGAUCACAAAUCAAAAACUUUCACAGCGCAUGCUAACAGGAUGAAGCCGUAUCUUGAUCCUAAUGACCGCCCUCAUCACGACUACAUCCCGGACGAGGACGUUGAAUACGAGGACGAGACGGCCGAUGACAACGGUCCCAUUGUCAAAGUAUUAGAUAUGAUGUGGUCAAGAAACGACUCCAAGCGGUUAGAGAAACGUUAUUUUGUGCAGUUUCAGAACGGACACUCCCAGUGGUUAGGUGAAAAUGAAAUCAAAGACUUUAGGAUUGUACAAGAUUUUAUUCAGUCAAAGAAAUAA
Messenger RNA from Saccostrea cuccullata (small rock oyster), 630 nucleotides. RefSeq lists its product as uncharacterized. Bases 1 to 630 code for a protein of 209 amino acids. Lineage: Eukaryota; Metazoa; Mollusca; Bivalvia; Ostreida; Ostreidae. The transcript has a single exon. The record is from RefSeq and is a predicted model, not a curated record.